AUGGCCUCAAAAACGAUCAUGGAUGAUCCCGUCACUCGACCGGACAUGAUAAUUGCGGAUUUCUUCGUUGAAGCAGCCAACGAUAUUCACUUCGAGUACAAAUUCCCGGUUGCAAUCGUCGCUCCCAAUAUGCCUCUCUUCCAGUUACCUUGUUCGUACAUCCCCGGCCAACCAGGCUUCCAGCUUCCAGGGACCAUGACCUCUGAAAAUGCUCCGAUGUGGCUACGCAUUAUGAAUGAGAUCUUCCUCGUCCCGGAUCUUCCGACUAUCAUACGUGCAGGGAAAUGGAGCAAGAAGAUGCGAAGUGACAACGGUGUCUUUCAUCCACCUUACAAGCCCAGCAAACCAGACUAUCUCUUCUUUGUCAACUCUUUCUUUGGGCUGGAGAUCCCGCGCGAUCUACCUCCAACCGCUGCUCCUGUAGGUCCUCUCUUGAGUCCAACCUACCUGCCACUAGACCAGGAGCGUGGGGCAUUUCUGGCCAGCCAUACAUCAGUGAUCUAUAUCGCCCUUGGGACUCAUAUCAUCCUGCCCCAUAAGGAUGCUGCCAAGAUACUGGAGGGUGUAAAUCGUCUCAGAGAGGGUGGGUUGAUCGACGGUGUGGUCUGGGCUAUGGGCAAGACCUGUCGAGCAGACCUUGACCGCAGCGCCCGCUUCUCAUUCAAAACCGGCAAAUCGAAUAAAACCAUCCUGGGCGAUCUACUUGACAACAAACAUCCGGAUUGGGUUUUCUCAUUCUUCGCACCUCACCGUGCCAUCCUGGCCAGCGAAUCAACCAAGCUCUACUUCACUCACGGUGGAGGAUCUAGUGCCAAUGAGGGUCUUUAUCAAGACAAGCCAAUGUUAUCAAUGGGUAUCCUCUCAGACCAAAUCGCCAACUCCACACGGCUCGUCGCAGGAGGUGUCGAGUCAUUAAAUAAGUUUGACUUUACAUCUGACAAGAUCUACGACAAAGCCAAGAAGAUUCUCAAAUCCGAAAACGAAAUAUACAGCCAGAAUGUGCUGCGCUUACAGCGCAUUGCUCAUGUUGCUAGUCGUCGCAAGUACCAUGCGGCCGAUCUUAUCGAGGAAGUCAUGUACGACAACGAGCUACGGUUCAAAGAUGGUAAGGAACUGCGACCUAUGCACUUACAGACCGCCGAUAUGCUAAUGUCUGCUUUUAAAGCCAAUAACUGGGAUUUUUACGCUGUGGGUGGGCUUGCUCUAGCUGCAGUUGUGGGAUCAACGUGGAUUGCGGGUCACUGUGUGAUCGGACAGGUUCGAUAUAUUGCGUUUGCAGGUUGGGAGAGUUUGAUAGAAUACUUUUAA
Molecule: messenger RNA, 1308 nt
Organism: Penicillium verrucosum
Lineage: Eukaryota; Fungi; Ascomycota; Eurotiomycetes; Eurotiales; Aspergillaceae
Product: glycosyltransferase
Exons: 2
Coding region: 1-1308 (435 amino acids)
Molecular function (GO): UDP-glycosyltransferase activity
Source: RefSeq, a predicted model, not a curated record